CCGUGUCCGUGCGUGUGUGUUGUGUCCACCGUGUGUGUGUGUGCGCGCGGAGCAGCGUCUGGCGUGCGCGGAGUCGACUGCGAGACGCGGCACGUAGGACGAGUCGCCAGCAGCUCGUUAUCUCCGUCUCGCGGGCGAGCAAGGACUUCGCCAGCCGCGCGUUGUGGCCCCUGUCCGGAGCAGGAAGGGGACCCUGCCGCUAUCACCGUAUACCGGUGCGACGUCAGUGUGUCGCCUUUAUCGCCACAAGUGCUGGCGCCCCGGCCACGCUUCAGUGAACGCGACAGCUCCGUGGCAGGCUGGUAUUGUGCGCGACCGACGUGCAAAGUGCAUCACAGCUGGAAGUGAACAGUGAAAGACAAGUGCUAACAAGUGAAGUUACAGUGGUUGUCGAACAAAAAAAAAAAAAAGAAAGACAGUGUAGUGUCGACUGUGUUGGAAUUUCCCGAGCUCGCCGGCGAGCAAUCCAGUGCGAUAAAAAAAAAUUACACUGACCGGUGUGUUGUAUAGUCUCGUAUCACCUGUGACGACAGAUGCUGGGCGAGGCAAGUGCGUGACAAAUAACGGUUCCGUCUGCCGUCGCUUCUGGGAACUUUGUACCCACACACGUACUGCCUAGGAUAUACAUACGUACACAGUCAUCGCUCUAGUCCCAGCGAGCCACGACUCCACGAAAAAGGUGUCGCGGGCACGGCGAGAGCGAGUGGUGUCCAGCCCCUACGCUUCCAGCACCAGCCGCCCCCAGCCUCCGCCCCCAGGGCCGCCCCCAGCAGCGGCCGCAGCAGCUGCCACGGCUGCGCAGCCAACAUGAAAGUGAACCAGACUCCUGACGACCAGCUGCCGCUCAUGUUCGGCAGCAGUGGGACGCGCUUCGGGUCCAAGUCGCGGCCGACCAUGAUCUCUGCCAAGUACCGGCUCAAGGAGGAGCGCCGUAAGGUGCUCAAGAUCUCGAUCGGCAAGCUCAAGAAGAUAGAGGACCCCGAGAGCUCGCUGAGGCGUUCUGUGCUCAUCAACAACACAGUCAAGCGGUUACAGAAGGAGGCGCGCGAGGAGAAGAUGAUGAAGCAGCAGGUGCUGUACAACACUACCAGUAGCUGUUUCCUGGACGAUCCAGAUCCAGUAACACCUCCAGUGCCGACAGCAACUACGACGACAACUCCCACGCUGACGGAAGCUUCUGUCGUGUCGCCUCUGACGACCAGUGUCGUGGACCCACUGGUAACCCCAGCUUCCCCCGCAGUCGUCGGCAGUGUGACUACCGUACCGUCCCCGAGCGGUGUCGACCCGUCUUCGGCCUCGGUCACUUCCGUCGGCAGCGUAUCCGGUACCUCGGCAACGGCCCCGACUGACGGCCGGAAGAGGCCACUCCUGGAGGACGACUGCUGUGACGUACUCAGCCAGUUCUACAUGCCACCCACACCGCGCAUGCUCACCUCUAUCGACGACGAGGACGAAGACGACGUCGUGGUCGACGUGGUGGACGUCGAACCGCCGUCGGUGGACCCUGCGGCUACGGCUACCGGGACGUCGGCCGCACCUACCGGUGACCCCACUUCGGGCGCCACCACAUCUCCGGUCGACUCCCGGGAGCUGUGCGGCCCCGCACCGGCGAAGAGGCCCAAGUUCGAGGUGGCUAUCGAGGUGCCGGACCCGGCCACUGCCGAACUGGAAAGGCGACUCUUUUCGUGCGGGGGUGACGACUUGCGGAACAGCACGUGCUGCUGGUCUGCGACCACCGGCGUCCCCAGGGUACCCGCACCGCACGCCGACGACCUGCGGCUCAGGUUUGCCGACAGCUCUAGGUCCGCGUCCUCUGGCAACUGCACCGAGUCCUCGACAGCGGAACAGCAGCAACAGCAGCAGCAGCAGCAACCGCAGCAGUACUCUUGUGGGCACGCAUCCAUUUUCGGAGAGAUCCAGUCGGUCGUCUUCCACAGCUUGAUUGCCUCACUCGAGUCAUAACGGCGAAACUCUGGUGACGUGGAAUUCGGUGGCAGCCCGAGUGACUGUCAUAGAGAACUGUUUUGACGGUUGCUGUGUUGCAUUGGGCUCCUUUGAAACUGCACCUACUCCACAGAAAAGAAAAUUCGAUGUGCCGUUUGCAAAGGCCACGUGCACGUAAGUGGAGCAGGGUCGUUUGCCGAGCUAGAAAGUGUGUUUCGAACAGACACGACUGCCGACAACUUUGGAAAGCCGAUACGUGUGAGACCGAACUCUCGUGUGCAGCACUGAGCUAGUGAUGCGGAGUUUGGUUAGUCUCCUUCCUGUAGUGAAUUUCCUACACUGUAACAUUAUUGUGGGGUGGAUUGAACGAGAGAGAAAAACACGUCCACAUAAAUAGCCUCGUGGUUAGGUAUUGACUUCCAAGUGGUUAACAUUUGGAUCUCGUCGAUACUGUGCUCCAAAAAAAAGAGAGAAAAACUAGCGGCCCUUGUCUGGAUCUUCUGUGAAAUCACCACUGUCACACGUUUCCCAAUUUUAUUUUAUCCUUUUGACAUAUUGGGAUUAGAUAAAAGAAUGCCGUGGUGGGCACAGAAUGUUAAAGGCAACUAAGUCAAUAGCAGUUUAGUUAAUGAAGGAAAGACUUCUUUAUAGAACAUUAAAAGAAAAUUGGUUUGGGGCGUUCUUGAGACAUUUUGUGGACGAAACAGGCUGUGUAAUGUACAUAAAUGAUAUAUAUAAAUAUAUAUAUAUAUAUUUUAAAUUGUUCCACAGUUCUAAGAACUAUGUCUAAACAGCCUGACUCUGUGCUGCUAGAAAGGCAGCAGACUUUUUCUUUUAGAAAUCAUCGUGUCAUAUGUCAGUGUUCAUAAAGAGCGAGGAAGAAAAUAUGUUUGAGGGGCCGAAUAUGGUUGGUGUGUGUGUGUGUGUGUGUGUGUGUGUGUGUGUGUGUGUGUGUGUGUGUGUGUGUGUGUCAGAGAGAGAGAGAGAGAUAGGGGGGGGGGAUAAAUGCAUUUCAUCUAAAAAAAAUGAGAUAUAUGGAUUUAAUAAAGGCUCAGUAUCUACAUAUUAACUUGCACUUGAUUUACUGUGCUCACUGUAGUUUCUUUCUACAAUAGAUUUUCCUGAUACUGUUUCAUCUGUUGGAAAAUCUUCUGAUAAAUGGUAGGAGCACAUUUAUCAUAGCUUUCCUUUUUCACACAGUCUGUCAAAUCAUAAAUUGUCUUUCUCUAUGGAGUUCCAAAAGCGCGCACUGUAGGCAAUGGGGAGCAAUUGGUCAUUACUUGCACAUCACUGUUUUACUUCCUCAAUGAACACAUGAAUAUUCUUUUUCUUUCUUUUUUUUUUUAAUCUCUAUUGAAUGAUGCAGGCACUACCAUGAUCGUGCACUUCAAUAUUAUGAUUAUUUUUGUUGGUAUCUACUGGCACUAGGAAAUCAAAAUUUCUGUGGCAUUGUGUGUAUUAUUAGGAUAACAAAAAAGCUCCUUUAGUGAAGUGGCUGUAUCUUUCAUGUAGAAUGAGAAUAUGCAGUUUGUCUGCAGGCCGUAGCUAAUAUUUCUCCUACGAAGUUAUCUGCUCAUAUAAAGACUGUAUGAAGAAAAAAAAAAAAACAACUAUUUAUUUUCAAAAACCGAGCUUUUCGUAGAUCGCUAUUUGUGCUAUGUAAAACUGUCGUUUAUUGAAAGUACUAGUUCUGAAACUAGCACUUAAUCCUUCUUAUCUGAAUGAGCUAUUUUUUACUACCAUUAUAGAUCAAUAUAUAUAUCAUAAACAUACUAACAUCUCGGUAUUAUUUUGGGUAUGCGAUACUCACAGCUGCCAGAGUGUUAACUAUUGUUGGUGAUGCUAAAUGUUGUAAUGUGUUCCACUGAGAAUUGUUAUUAGAUAUUUUGCCGUAUUUACUAGGAGUGUUGAUGGAAAUGUCCCACAUAACAUUCUAUUCGUACAUAUUUGGCAUUUAUAAAAUUGCAGUUGAUGCGUCAUUUGUAUUGAGUGCUAUUGACCUGAAGUCUGUGACUUCCAUAUUGUUUCCAUAAAAUUACAAAUUGUGUCACUGUAGCACGGUUCUGUUAAACAUAUUGUGUUGGUCAUAUUAUCAGUAGGUGUUCAAAAAUAUAAACGAGUGUAGAAAAUUUAUUUUGAGGAUUUUUUUGUUUUAUUUAAUUUUUGUGUAGAAAAUAAGAAACUUAAAUGUAUAUUCAGAAAACUGCUGAGUAGAAUGUACAGAAAGGCUUCUUAGACACCACAAACUAUAUAUCCCAAUCAAGGACCAGAUCAGUCCACUAAGUAAUAAUCAGUGUUCAUUUUGUGGGUUCACACAGAAGACCAAUAUGUCAGGGACCAUUGGAAUAUUUUUGAAAUAAUCAUCAUGAAAUUUAGAUAUAUCUAGUAUAUUUGGUAUCGGAUGCUUAAAAUGAUCUGCUACAUAACAGUUUCAGAGUUUCAUAAUUAUCACCAAAAAUAUGUAUUUGUGGAACACUUCCCUCAGCACUUCUCUCCAUUGAGAUCUCGACUUAGCUAUUUGACACAGUGUUUCUUGUGGGAUGCCAAAACAAAUAAUACUGACAUGUAAAAAACUGUGUAUGUAACAUUUUUGUCAAAGUGUGUCUGUGAUAUUCUAUAAGCAUCUUUAAUUCUAUUAUGUCAGUCUGGGUGAUGUCUUGUACUCGGCAGUCAAUGUAAGAGACAUGCCAGUCAUAACCACAGCACAGUUGCAGAUAAGUCUAAUUGUUACCAUUAUUGUUUUGAAAUAUCAGUGUAAAGAAAGGAAUACACUCAAUUAAUACUUCUACCACUGCUGUCAAAGCAGUAACGUAGUAUCCAUUCUCAAACUGCAGAAUUUUUGUGCUUUUCAACUCGACAAAGCUGUGAUAAAUACAAUUAUUUUUACCGCAGUUAUUUAAUUUAAAUAAUUUACAGUAUAUACGGUCUAGACACCAGGUUUUUUUGUUUAGAUGAAUAUUGUCUGAUCCCAUCACCCAGGUCUGUGUCGUUUUUUUGUACAGUGAAUGCAAGUGAAUUAUGAUGGAAAAACCUAUACUUUGAACAGCUUCAUACAUUUAAAACUGACACAUCAUUACUUUGCAACAUCAGCAGCAACAAUCUGUUGCAGCCACAUGUGACUUUGCAGAUAUUUUUAUUUAUUUUUGCAAAAGGCCGAUUUAAAUGGUUCUACUGCAAUACCGACACUAAAGCAUCAUCAUUAUGUGAACAUUUUCUUCUUAUUGCCUAUAUUUCUCUCUAAUAAGUGUCAAUUUCCAGUAUUUAAAGCUUUGUAAAAUUAGGCAUUGAAAUUAGCUGUGAAGCAGUAGCAAUUGCUGAGGGACAAAGAGGUCAAACCAGGAACAAGGCAAAACAUGGCAUCACCACGAAAUGAGUGCAUCGUCUAAGCAAAAUGCCUCAUUUCCUGUCGCAGCAGGUCACUUGUGCGUGUCUCUGCUCACAACCUUAUCUCGGCUUUAGACAUUUCGACAGUUCAUGAACAACUAAAAAUAUUCCAAGUGCCUUUUUUGAUAAAGAUAUACAUAUAUAAAUGUGAAGUAUGUACACUGGUGUGUACAUAUAUAUCUAUACAAAUAUAUACAUAUAUAAAGUGUUUUGGGGAACAAAACUUAAGACGAAUAAUUCAUUGGGUUGCAUCCUCUUUGUCUUUCACUGCACUAUCACUGAAAAUCAAAUGUGUACGCUUUUGUAGAAUUCGUAGAAACGCCGUGCAUUUUGUAAUAACAGUGUGAAAACGAAUAUCUAAACGUGUAAGAUUUGUGUAGAAAAUUUUCCCAUUGUUACAAUUCAGUGUUGUGUUAGAAAGGUUCAAUUUUUGUGGCAGCUAUAUUUUUUAGUUGAAAGCUUUUUCAGAUAGAUAUGACAGAUUUAUAUAAAUUUAUGUACCCACGAUGCCUACAUCAUAAUUUUUUUACUUCAUUGAUUUUAUAAACAAUGAGAAAAUUUACAGAUACAUCAGCCUAAAAUUAUUUUAACUGAUAUUCUGAACAACAAACAUUUACAAAGAACAACCAUCUACUCAAAUAUUCCUGGAAUUCUGUGUGACGGACUGAUUGAUAGCGGUGGAAGUUACCAUUUCAUUUACUUUUCAAACAAAACAGCACACACAACUUUAUUUAAAUAAAUUCCUUCAUAUUAUUUCCAUCACAACACCAAAAUAUGCACUUAAGUGAAAAUUUGUAUCAUUCAAUGUUUCCAAAAGAAAAAAAAUCUCAUCUGAGUUUCUUUAUCAUCAUAUGACAAUAGAUUCUUUCACACAUUCAUAAGGAUAUUGUCUUAUUUGUAGACCUUAACUGGUCAUGACUUGGCUUGAAUUUUGGUUUAAGAUUAUUCAGAAUGACUCCAUACCUGAUUGCAAAUGGCUUCAUUCUUGUAUAUUUUUUCCUGUUACUUCUUAAUUUCAUGUACUCAGUCUUAGUUGUGCCUGUACAUUUUUGCAAAUAUUGUAAAAAGCAUGAGCAAGUCUUAUGGGGAAAAAAAAACAAGGUUCAGUUUCUGUAUUAUUCAUUUAGGUGAACUGUUUUAUGUAUAGAGUGAUGUAUUUCGAUCUUAAGAUAGUUGUUUCAGUUAUUGUCAUACCUGAUAAUAGUCCUGUGAAACAAGGUUGGCAUUGUUUCGAUCACUUAUAACCCGUUUUCUUUCUGCCGGUUGUGAAAAUUAUGCAUAUUUGUUCAUAUGCUAUGACUUUUUAAGUUCUCACUUAAAACACUAAAUAUCUGUCUGAAAAAUGGGUAAAUAUAUGUUUUUGCAAAACGAGCUUAACAAAAAAAAAAAAUGGACAUUCUGAAGAAUACUCCAUCAAACAGGGCAUUCAAAACGAAACCAUCAAUAAAAUUAACAAA
Molecule: messenger RNA, 6785 nt
Organism: Schistocerca nitens (vagrant locust)
Lineage: Eukaryota; Metazoa; Arthropoda; Insecta; Orthoptera; Acrididae
Product: mucin-5AC
Exons: 4
Coding region: 808-1962 (384 amino acids)
Cellular component (GO): nucleus
Molecular function (GO): transcription regulator activity
Source: RefSeq, a predicted model, not a curated record